AUGGUGAAGAUACUUUGCGACGGUAUGAUAUGCCUCUACAGUAUCCACAAUCCGAGUUACGUGGUGAAUCCCGCAACUGGAUGGUAUCAGAGUUUUCCUCUUUGCAGCUAUCAACAGCUCCACAUCUCUUUGUUCGAUAGAAAAAAGGUCAACUUCCCAAGUGCUAAGCUUGGACUCGGUAGAGACAAAGUAACCGGCACGUACAAGCCGGUUUGGUUAUAUAACUCAUCCGUAUUUGGCCUAGAUAAUGCUACUACGUGUGAGCUUUUCGAUUUUACCACCAAUGCAUGGAGUUACGUUGUCCCUUCUUCUUCUUAUGAGAUCAACGCUUACCAUAAACCCGUGUAUUUAGAUGGGUCACUUAUUGGUUCACCAACUGUGAAGAACCCAAGGUACUAUGUUUCGACCUUCACACCGAAACUUUCCAAAUAA
This is a messenger RNA of Camelina sativa (false flax), 432 nucleotides long. The record is from RefSeq and is a predicted model, not a curated record. NCBI's taxonomy places the organism in Eukaryota, Viridiplantae, Streptophyta, Magnoliopsida, Brassicales, Brassicaceae.